Molecule: messenger RNA, 1230 nt
Organism: Pseudo-nitzschia multistriata
Lineage: Eukaryota; Bacillariophyta; Bacillariophyceae; Bacillariales; Bacillariaceae
Source: the annotation of a GenBank genome assembly
CAGGGGUCAAAAUUUAGAGUGCGCGUCGAAAUAUUUGUCCAUCACAAAGCGCCAGAAAAAAAAGGAAACUCAUAUUCCACCUCUGGUCCAAAUUACCAAAAUACUAGUAAAACAGGAUAUGCAUUGUUCUAAAACAAUCGCCGUGCUCCUGCUGGUUGCUGCUACGAUACUUACAACGAAAGAAUCAAAUUCGUUCAUUUUCAACCGGAAAAGCUAUCGAAUUUUGUACAAAAAGACUACAGUUAUGAGCAGCAAUAGCGGUGACAACAAAAACAGCCUCGUAUCCUCCUGCGACACAAAAGAGCCAGCCUUUCCAAAUUGCCUCCCGAAGGAGAGACUGGGUACGAGCCACGGGUCGUUGGAAGCCUUUCAUCAAGCAGUUGGAUCGGCGACGCGACCCGCAAAGAAAACUAAAGAAUAUACAUUGGUUGUCGUCACUGAAACUGUUACAGUACAAGAGACGCAGCAUAAGCACCAGCGAAUCCUUUUGGGAAUGAAAAACCGUGGAUUCGGAACCGGUAAGUUCAAUUCCUUUGGUGGAAAAUUUCUCCACGACGAAACCGGUGAUAACGAAAGGGAGUCCGUCGAGGAAUGCGCAUGCCGAGAAUUGGAAGAAGAAACGAACCUCAGGAUUCCCAUCAAGGAAAUGAUUGAAUCUAGGGUGGGGGUACAGCGGUUUACCUUCGAGGACAACGAUAAGGAAAUGCUCGUGCACCUCUAUUUCCUUGAUCUGGCAAACAGUUUCGGCGGGGAGGGAUCCGCUGCAUCCUAUGAGGUUCGGGCCUGCGACGAGAUAACUCCCCAGUGGUUUGAAUCCUUUGAUCAGGUGCCAUUCGACAAUAUGUUUGCCGAUGAUUCCCUUUGGUUGACAGCCCUGCUUUCGGCUGCGAGAUCAAGAGCAUCGAAUCCAUCCUCUGCCAAGCCAUCGCGACUGGAACCUCCCCUGCAAAUCAAUGGAUCCUAUCAUUUCAAAGAAAAUUGUGAAGAAACCAACACCAUACUUCAUUACCACAUGGACAUUCAGAGUCCAAAACGAAAUUGAGAGCGACUUGAUGCGAGAAAACAGUGAACGAUAUUCUCGAACAGACGCUCUCACGCUCUCCUGGUGCGGGGUCUCUUUGGCUCUCGUUUCUGCUCGAGGACACAGAGAGGGCGCUUACUGCAAAAAUGACCUUUGAACAGAACACGACGCUUCGUUCUUUGGUUCGAUACUAAAUCACAAUCUUAGGA